GAGGAGCUCCGCUGAGGCUGAAAGUUAAAGACUCUGACAGAGACCAAGAGGACAGCCAUGUUUUCAGCCAGACCAGAGAUCCAUCUGUGAAAGACAAAAGGCGGUCGCCCCCCUCUGCCAGAUCCCCCUCUGCCCCACAGCACAACCUUCACCACAGCGGCACCACAGACGAACAGGAGAGCCCCGAGAGAGUGGUACAGAAGAAGAAGCUCCAUGCAGAGCUGAAGCAGGUGCUGAGUCAGAAGAGAAGUCAUCUGAAAGAGUCGACCUGCCAACUGGCCCAACCAGAGAUGGACUCGGAGCUGACGGAUGAACAGACGAGUGUGGAUGAAGGCUCUAAGUUGGUGGAAAUUGUGGUGGAGACGGAAGCUGAGGCUGGAGCCAGCGGCUACAGUGUGACCGGUGGAGGACAGCGAGGGAUCUUCGUUAAAGACGUCCUCAAAGACUCUCCAGCUGCUAAACACCUCAGUCUUCAACAAGGUGACCAGCUGCUGAGCGCUAAGGUCUACUUUGACAACGUGAGGUAUGAAGACGCUCUGAAGAUCCUUCAGUGUGCAGAGCCAUAUAAGGUCAGCUUCCAGCUGAAGAGGACCAUCCCUGGAGCCGAGGUCAGCAUGCGGCCUAGAGUCCCUAGUGCUGAGGUCAAAGGUCCCAAAGCAAAGGUGGCCAAAAUGAGUCUGAAAGGCACCAAGACGUUUAAGACCCAGAAGAGAAGAGGUGGUCGUUUUGGUCUGAAGAGGCUGAAAGAGAAGCGCAGAGAAGAGCUGGUGAUGGAAGGCUCGCCCCCCAGGCUAGAGACGGGUGAUGUGGACGUGGAGUUUUCACUCCCUAAAUUCAAACAGAGAAAGGGUGGGAAGUUCGAAGUAGAAGGAGUCGGAGGAGCAGCAGCUGUGGGGAAGGUGAAGAGGAGGAUCAGGUUUCCACGCAUGAAAACAAAGAGUUACACUGGAGCAGAAACGGGACAACGUGAGGAAGAUCUGACUCCAUCUGAAUUAUCCGGAGCUAAAGUGAAAACUAAAGGAAAAGGACACAAGUUUGGAAUCAUGUUUCCAAAGGCCAAACACUCAAAGCCAGGUUCUGCUUCAGAAACUGGAUCUGCGGAGCUGAAGCCACCAGGAGUGAACAUCCAGCCACCGUCUGUGGAGUUCAGUUUGUCUGGUGAUAAAGACACAGAUGUUGGGAAGAGAGGUUCAAAGUUUAGCCCUCCUGAUGUGGAGUUUGCAUUCCCUUCAGGAAAAGCAGAGGCAUCUUUGCCCACCAUGAAGGGAACAGCAGAAAUCAAAGCUCCUAAAGUGGACAUCAAAGGAGGAGGUGAAGGGAAAAUUAAUGUAGAUGUAGGAAAAGGAGAUGCCAAGCUCAGAAUGCCAAAGCUGAAACUACCGAAGGUUCGACUUUCACGUCAUUCAGAUGAGAUUGAUGGUGACAUCAAGGCAAAAGCUGAGGGAAUGAAGAUGCCUCAUGCUGACAUAAAAACUCCUGAAGCAGAAAUGAGAGGAGAUGUGGAGAUUGGUCUUCCAAAAGCACACGUCACAACACCAAAAAUGGAAAGUGAUCUGUCCGGAAAAGCUCCAUCUAUUCAACUUCCAUCAGUUGAUAUUUCUUUACCAAAAGUGAAAGGAAAGUUUAACACAGAUUCCUCACGCCCAGAGUAUGAAGGUGCUGCGAAGGCAGGAGUCAACAUGCCUGCCAUCGACAUCUCCGGGCCAGAUGUUGACUUGGAUUUCAGCGUAGGACAGAGAAUUCCAGAUGAGGUGGAGGGCACUUUUAAAGGGCCCAAAAUCACCAUGCCAAAGGUUGAUAUCUCCUUACCAAAGAUGGGAACUCCUGAUGUGGAUAUUGAGAGUCCAGAAGGUGUAGGGAAAUCCAGCCUUCCUUCUGUUUAUAUCUUGCUCCCAAAGGUGAAAAAUGAUGGUAGAGAUGUGGAUAUGGACUACUAUGUUGGUGGAGAUGGAAAAUUUAAAAUGCCCGAUUUUGACAUAACUCUCCCAAAAAUGAAUACAUCGGAGGGAGAAGUGAAAGGUGAUUUCAAGUUGCCCAAUGUAGACCUGCAUCUUUCUAAAGGAGAAGCAGGAAUGACGGAUAAGGAAGGAGGAAGUUUUAAGUUACCAUCAUUUGACAUUUCACUCCCAAAAAUGAAGACAGGUGAAGUAGAAGUUGAUACCAGAGGACUUGAAGUGAAAGGCGGUAAAUUUGAAAUGCCUGAAAUUGAUAUUUCUCUACCCAAAGGCAAAAUGAAGGGAGACAUUGAAGUGGAAGGACAUGCUGGGAAGGGAGGCAAAUUCAAGUUGCCCACUUUUGAUGUAUCUCUGCCAAAGGUAAAACAACCGGAGGGUUACAUAGAAGGCCCUGAGUUUGAGUGUGGAGGUGAAAUCCAUAUGCCCUCUGCUGAUAUAUCCCUGCCAAAAGUAAAGACAGAGGGCAAGAUUGAAAUAGAGGCUCCAUCUGCAAAAGGAGGGAAGUUCAAAAUGCCUUCACUUAACGUUAAACUCCCCAAAAUAGAAACAUCUGGAGCUGAAGCUGACUUCCAAGGACCUCAGAUUAAAGGAGAGAAAAUUGAACUACCAUCAGCAGGCAUUUCUGUGCCAAUAACUCAGGGUGAAAUUGCAGCUGAAGGUAAAGUAAAGAAUGGCAAAUCCUUUAGCAUGCCCUCUGUAGACAUCUCCCUCCCAAAAAUGAAGCUUCCAGAAGGAAAUGUUAAGCUAGAAGGCCCUGAACUCGAGGGAGCAAAAUUCAACAUGCCUUCUCUUGACAUCUCUCUUCCUACAAUGAAAUCAUCUGAUGGGGAGGUAGAGAUCGAAGGUCCUGAGGUCAAAGGAGGAAAGUUCCAGUUGCCUUCUUUAGACGUUUCACUACCACAAGUUAAAAGUCAGGGAGGAGACAUUGAUAUCAAAGGUCCUGAGUUCAGAGUGAAAUCCCCAGAGGCAAAUUUAGACUUAAAAGGAAGUGAGAUUAAAGGAGGGAAAAUGAACAUGCCCACGAUUGACAUCUCUCUUCCAAAAGGAAAAUCAGAGGGCAAGAUGGAAAUUGAAGGACCCUCAGCAAAAGAGAGUAAGUUAAAGAUGCCUUCGUUUGAUGUGUCCCUUCCAAAGAUGAAGAUGCCAGGGGGAAAUAUUGGCUCUGGGGGACCUUCAGCUGACAUCUCUCUUCCAAAGGGUAAAGCAGAGGUUGACAUAGAAACUAAAAAGAAAGGAGGACAUUUUCAUAUGCCCUCUGUUGAUGUUUCUCUCCCAAAAAUGAAGUCAAAGCAUGUUGACAUUAAGGUUGAAGGGCCUGAAAUUAAAGGUGGGGGAAUAAAACCGCCAAAUAUUGACAUCUCACCUCCUCAAGGGACAUUCAACGCUGAUAUCACAGUUGAUGGUAAAGGAAAAGGAGGUGAAUUUGAUCUUCCAUCUGUAGAUAUGAACUUACGUGGAGUAAAAUUCCCAGAAAGAGAAGUGAAUUUUCAAGGUCCCAAAGUCAAAGGUGGAAAGUUUGAUAUGCCAAAGAUCAACCUUACAUUUCCAAAAGGAAAUGGAAAGGGAGAUAUUGAUAUUGACAUACACUCUGGAAAAGAUGGAAAUAUUGAAAUACCAUCAGGACAAGUCCAAGCUGGCGUCAAUGUUGAAGGACCUGAGGGAAAAAUGGGAAAAUUCAAAAUGCCCAAAUUUGAUAUUGGUUUUCCAAAACUGAACCUGCCAGAGGGCGAUGUCAAAGUUGAUGGUCCAGAGAUUAAAGGAAGAAUGGAAAUGCCAGCUGUUGCGAUUUCCUCUCCAAAAGGAAAAAUAGAGGCUGAUGUUGAUACUGAUGGUCAUGAGGUUAAAGGACCCAAAUUCCACAUGCCUGGAAUCAACAUUAAUCUACCUAAAAUAAAAUCGAAGGAAGUGAGUGCUGAUAUUAAAGGACCAGAAGGGGAAAGGUUUGACAUGCCAUCAGUGGAUGUUUCAGUGCCUAAAAUAAAACCUCCUGUGGUAGAUGUCAGUUUGGAGGGUCCAGAUGUUAAAGGAGACAUUGAUAUUUCACUUCCAAAAGCAAAAGGUGACUUUGGCAUCAACAUUGAAGGUCCUGAAGGAAAAGGAGGAAAGAUAAAGAUACCAAAAUUUGACAUUUCAUUACCAAAAGUAAACUUUCCCGAAGGAGAUGUUAAAUUAAAAGGGCCUGACCUGAAGGGUAAAAAGAUUGAGCUACCAGACAUAGAUCUUUCAGUUCCAAAAGGAAAAGUUGAGGGAGGGAUUGAAAUUGAUGGGCAUGGUAGUAGAGGAGGGAAGUUCCAUAUACCUUCUGUCGAUUUCUCUCUACCUAAAAUGAAAGCUAAAGGACCAGAGGUCAACAUCAAGAGUCCUGAGCUCAAAGAAGCAAAAAUCAACAGCCCAGACAUUGACAUUUCACUUCCCAAAGGAAAGGCAGAAGUUGACAUCAAUGUUGAAGGUCCCGAGAUAAAAGGGGGAAAAUUUAAAAUGCCCAAAUUUGAUAUUUCCCUGCCAAAGACAAAGAUGCCAGAAGGCAAUGUGGAAACACCAGAUGUUGAUAUUUCACUAUCAAAAGGAAAGCUAAAAGGAGAAGUUGAUGUUGACAGUAGUACCAAUACAGGAGGGAAGUUUCAUGUGCCCUCCUUUGACAUCUCUCUACCUAAGAUGAAAACAAAGGGAGCUGAUGUUGACAUUGAAGGGCCAGAAUUUAAAAGUGGCAUUACUCUACCAGAAGGAAAAAUUGAAGGUGACCUAAAUAUUUCUGGCCCUGCUCUUAAAGGAGGAAAGUUUAACCUUCCACCUUUUGACAUUUCAUUUCCAAAGGGAAAAGCUGAAGGUGACAUUGACAUUGAAUCACCUGAGGUGAAGGGCAGUAAGCUUAAAAUGCCAACAUUUGAUGUGUCUUUGCCCAAGGUGACUCUUCCAGAGGGUGGUCUGAAACUUAAAGGUCCAGACCUCAAAGGAGGGAAGAUUGAGAUGCCAGAUACUGACAUAUCCUUACCCAAAGGAACAGCAGGGGGAGAGACUGAAACAGGACAAGCUGUCAGAGGAGGCAAGUUCCACGUCCCAUCUAUUGACAUUAAUCUCCCUAAAAUGAAAGCAAAAGGACCAGAGAUCAAUGUUGAGGGUUCUGAAGUUAAAGGUGGAAAACUAAACAUGCCAUCCCUUGAUGUUUCCCUGCCCAAAGUAAAAGCUCCUGACUUCAGCGUAAGUCUUGAGGGUCCUGAGGUUGACAUCAAUGUUGAAGGUCCUGAAGUGAAAGGAGGAAAAUUCAAAAUGCCUAAAUUCAAUGUUUCUUUACCAAAAGUAUGUCUCCCAAAAAUGGAUACCAAUGUGAAAGGGCCUGAAGUCAAAGGAAAGAUUGAAAUGCCAACUGCUGAUAUUUCCCUCCCAAAAGCAAAGACUGAUGUGGAUAUUGAAGUGGACUGUGGUAAAGGAAGUAAGUUUCACAUGCCCUCAUUGGAUAUCUCUCUUCCUAAAAUCAAAGCAAAGGGAGUGGAUGUUGAUAUUCAUGGGCCUGAACUCAGAGGUGAUGUUUCCAUCCCCAAAGUAAAGUCUCCAGAAGUAGAUAUCAGUCUCAAGGGCCCUGAGGUUGCAGGAGGGAAUAUUGACUUGCCAAAUGUUGAUAUUUCACUUCCCAAGGGAAAAGUUGAGGGUGACUUAAAUUUUAAGGGUCCUGAGCUGAAGGGUGAGAAGUUUAAAUUACCAAAGUUUGAUGUGUCUUUACCAAAGAUGAGUCUCCCAGAAGGUGACAUCAAAAUACAAGGCCCAGACAUCAAGGCAGGUAAGAUUGAGAUGCCAGAUAUUGAUAUUUCACUCCCAAAAGGAAAAGCUCAAGGAAACAUUGAACUUGAAGGAUAUGCUGGGAAAGGAGGAAAAUUCAAUAUGCCAACACUUGAUAUUUCUCUUUCUAAAUUUAAAGCCAAGGGCUCAGAGAUAGAUAUUAAAGGUCCUCAACUUCAGGGUGGCAAAAUCAACAUGCCUGGUGUUGAUCUUUCACUUCCAAAAGGAAAAGUUGAUGUUGACCUCAGCAAUGAAGGCCCAGACGUCAAAGGUGGAAAAUGUAAAAUGCCCAACAUAGAUGUUUCUCUUCCAAAGUGGAGUCUACCAGAGGGCAAUGUCAAAGUUGAAGGACCAGAUGUUGGAGGAAAGAUAGAAAUACCAACCAGUGAGAUCUCACUCCCAGAAGGAAAAGUAAAGAUGGAUGUUGAUAUUGAGGGACAUAUGGGUAAAAGAGGCAAAUUUCACAUGCCGUCAAUUGAUAUUUCUCUUCCUAAAAUGAAGGUGAAGGGAGCCGAUGUUAAUGUUGAUAGACCUGAACUUGAAAGUGACAUUUCAGUUCCAGAAGGAAAAUUUGAGGGUGACAUUCACGUUGAAUCACCUGAGUUAAAAGGAAGCAAACUUAAAAUGCCAACACUUGAUGUGUCUUUGCCCAAAGUGAAUCUUCCAGAGGGUGAUCUCAAACUUAAAGGUCCAAACCUCAAAGGAGGGAAGAUUGAGAUGCCAGAUAUUGACCUAUCCCUUCCCAAAGCAAAAGCAGGAGGAGACAUUAAAACUGGCAAAGGAGGCAAGUUCCACAUGCCAUCUAUUGACAUUAAUCUACCUAAAAUGAAAGCGAAAGGACCAGAGAUCAGUGUUGCGGAUCCUGAAGUUAAAGGCGGAAAACUAAACAUGCCAUCCCUUGAUGUUUCCCUGCCCAAAAUAAAAUCUCCAGACUUCAGCGCAAGUCUUGAGGAUCCUGACCUGGAAGGAAAAAAGGUUAAAAUCCCAACUGUUGAUGUUUCUGUUCCCCAAGAAACUGCUGAGUUUGGCAUCGAUGUUGAAGGUCCUGAAGUGAAAGGAGGAAAAUUCAAAAUGCCUAAAUUCAAUGUUUCUUUACCAAAAGUGGAUCUCCCAAAGAUGGAUACCAAUGUGAAAGGGCCUGAAGUCAAAGGAAAGAUUAAAAUGCCAACUGCUGAUAUUUCCCUCCCAAAAGCAAAGACUGAUGUGGAUAUUGAAGUGGACAGUGGUAAAGGAAGUAAGUUUCACAUGCCCUCAUUGGAUAUCUCUCUUCCUAAAAUCAAAGCAAAGGGAGUGGAUGUUGAUAUUCAUGGGCCUGAACUCAGAGGUGAUGUUUCCAUCCCCAAAGUAAAGUCUCCAGAAGUAGAUAUCAGUCUUAAGGGCCCUGAGGUUGCAGGAGGGAAUAUUGACUUGCCAAAUGUUGAUAUUUCACUUCCCAAGGGAAAAGUUGAGGGUGACUUAAAUUUUGAGGGUCCUGAGCUGAAGGGUGAGAAGUUUAAAUUACCAAAGUUUGAUGUGUCUUUACCAAAGAUGAGUCUCCCAGAAGGUGACAUCAAAAUACAAGGCCCAGACAUCAAGGUGGGUAAGAUUGAGAUGCCAGAUAUUGAUAUUUCACUCCCAAAAGGAAAAGUUCAAGGAAACAUUGAACUUGAAGGACAUGCUGGGAAAGGAGGAAAAUUCCAUAUGCCAGAAAUAUCUCUUCCAAAGAUGAAAGCAAAAGGACCACAAGUUGAAGUAGAAGGUACUGAAACUGGAAGUGGGAAAAUCAACAUGCCUGAUGUUGAUGUUUCACUUCUUGGGGGAAAAGCAGUCGCUGACCUGGAUACCAAGGGUCUAGAAGUAAAAGGAGGCAAAUUCAAAAUACCCAAAGUUGGUAUUUCAAUUCCAAAGAUUAACCUUCCAGAAGGUGACAUCUCAUUGGAAGGACCAAAGAUGAAGGGGGGAAAGGUCACCAUACCAGCUGUUAAUAUUUCACUUCCAGAAGGAAAGGUGGAAGGGGAUAUUAAUAUUGAAGGGUCUUCCAGAAAGGGAAAGUUUGAAGUGCCGAAAGAUAAAGUUGAUAAAAAAAGUGGAGGACUUCACAUGCCAAGUAUUGACAUAAAUCUGCCCAAAUUUGACCUCAGCCUCUCCUCUGGAGUGAAAGACAAAGACCUCCAAGUGGAGACCAUUGGCCCUGAUGCAUCAGGUGACUUAAAAAUGUCAGGUCUCAAAGGAGAUAUCAGACCUGCCACAUUGAAAAUUACAGGUAAAGACAUAGAGACAGGUGAUGUGGAAGGUCCAGGUUCAUCCAUCAAACUUCCCACAAUCAAACUGCCAACAGUUGACAUCUCAGCACCAAAAGUGGACUUUGGCCUUAACAAACCAAAAGUUGAUGAUGUGGAAGUAGAGCUUCUGAAAGCAGAAGGGGGUAGACCUUCUUCAGGGGGUAGCUUUGAUCUACCUGAAGUCUCCCUUAAAGUCCCUAGUUUCACUCUCCCCAGGUUUGGUGGAAAGUCAAAGAGUGGUGAAUUAGAGAUAUCAGGACCAAAAGGAGAUGCCACCCUCAAUCUUCCACACAUGGAAGGGGAGAUUAGGGCACCAUCAGUAGAGUUUGAUGGAGAUGGAAAAGUGAAGGUGAAAAAACCUAAAAUCAAAAUACCUUCAUUUAGAAUAUCUAGAAAGGACACAGAUGUAUCAGUGUCUUGUCCUGAUGUCGAUGUCAAAACAAAAAAGGGAAAAGCUGACAUUCCUAAAUUGGACUUAAAUGCUGAGAGCUCAGGCGACAAGACAAAACCCAAACUGAAAUUCCCCAAGUUCAAGAUAUCAUCACCAAAGGUUCAACUCCCAGAGGGAGAGGUUGAUGCUAAAGUGGAAGCAAAUGUGGAGGGGAAAGGUGGCUUCCAUGCACCUGAUGUCACUGUCAAACUACCAAAGUUUUCCAUUGGGUCUAAAGAAAAAGAGUUAAGUAAGCCAAGUAGUGAAGUGGAAGGUAAGGCUAAAGUCAAAAUGCCAUCUGUGGAGCUGUCACUACCAGCAGCGAAAACACCAGAGACUGAGGUCCUUCUCCCCAAAGCAGAAGUGGAUGUUUCAGAGGCUGAUAUUAAAGGUUAUGAAGGAAACCUUAAAAUUCCCAAGAUGCCAAUAAUUGAUGUUUUCAUUCCCAAAAUAGACCUGGAUGUGUCCAUGCCAAAAGGAAAGUCCCAAAAGAUUGAGGGACCAGAUGUGGAGGUAAAAGGAGGUGAAGGGAAAUUCAAGAUUCCUCAAAUAACAAUGCCAACGAUAGAUGUGUCCCUUCCAAAAGGUAAAUCUGGGGAUCUUCAUGCACCAGAAGUUGAAGCAGAUGUUGAUGGAGGCAAAUUUAAAAUGCCAUAUGUCAAAAUGCCAACUGUUGAUAUAAGCUUACCAAAAGGAAAAACGGGAAAAGUUGAUCUUCCAGGUCUUGAUAUAGAACAAGAUGGUGGCAAAAUAAAAAUGGCUGGUAUCAAAAUGCCUGAAAUUGACAUUAAAGGAAAGUCUGGGAAAUUAGAAGGACCAGAUGUUGAAAUUGAAAGUGGAGGAAAGAUAAAGAUGCCACACAUCAAAAUGCCACGCGUUGACAUCAGUCUUCCAAAAUUGAAAACUACAGAGGUUGAGACUCAUGGGUUGGAUGCAAAUGUUGAUGAAAAAGGAACUAAAUUCAUAAAGCCCCAUUUCAAUAUGCCUUCCAUUGACAUCAAUCUUCCAAAAGCAAAGAAUGAAGCCCCAGAAGUUGAAAUGGAGGGAAGUACAGAGAGAAGGUUCAAAAUGCCCAAUAUUGACAUCUCUCUUCCAAAAGGAAAAAUCAAAGGCACUGAAUUAUCUGAAAUAGAGAUGGAUGCACAAGGAGGAGGAAAACUCAAAAUGCCUUACAUAAAAAUGCCAGGUAUUGAUACUUCUCUGCCCAAAGGAAAUACUGAAGGUCCAGAGAUCGAAAUCAAGGGAGAAGGUGGAAAAUUCAAGAUGCCACAUGUUGUCAUGCCCUCUGUUGACAUCUCACUUCCGAAAGGAACGAUUAAAGGUCCAGAUGUAGAGAUGGAGGGAUGCUCUGAUGGGAAAUUCAAAAUGCCUUCUUGGAAAAUGCCAGAUGUUGAUAUUUCUCUUCCCAAGGGAAAGACUGAAGGUCCACAGGUGGAGAUCAAAGGAGAAAGAGGAAACUUUAAGAAGCCACACAUCAGUAUGCCUUCUGUCGACAUUUCACUACCCAAAGGAAGAGUUGAAUGUCCCAGUGCUGAAAUAGGAGAUGGAGGAGAGGAAUCCAAAGCACCAUAUAUGAAAAUGCCAUCAGUUGACGUUUCAGUGACCAAAGGGAAGUUUGAAAGUCCUGGUUUUGAAAUGAAGGGAGAUGUGGAAGGAAAUUUCAGAAUGCCUCAUUUGAAAAUCCCAAAUGUCGACUUCUCUUUGCCCAAAGGAAAAGAUGGUGCAGAGGUUGAAAAUAAAGGAGAAGGGGAGAGAUUUAAGAUGCCACACAUCAGUAUGCCUUCAGUUGACAUUUCAUUACCUAAAGGAAAAACUGAAGGUCCAGAGUUAGAGAUGGGAGAUGUGGGAGGGAAAUUCAAAAUGCCUCAUAUGAAAAUGCCAAAUGUUAACAUAUCUCUACCUAAAGGAAAAUCUGGACAAAUAGAAGGAACAGAGCUGGAGAUUGAGGGAGGCAAAUUCAAAAUGCCACAUGUAGACAUUUCUCUCCCAAAAGGAAAGACUGAAAGUUCCAACCCUGAUAUUCAGAUUGAGGGAGGAAAGUUUAAGAUGCCAAAAGUUGACAUCACUCUUCCAAAAGGAAAAACUUCCAUCAAAGGUCCAGAGGUGGAUGUAAAGGGAGACAGAGGACAAAUCAAAAUGCCAAAUGUUGACAUAUCUAUCCCUACAGAAAAAGUAAAUAUUGACUUACCUCCACAGAAAAUGGAAGCAGAGGGAGGAGUCAUCAAACCUCCACAUAUAAAGAUGCCAAAAGUUGAUAUUUCACUUCCUAAAGGUAAAACUAAAGAUAAAGAAACCCCUUCUGUAGAGAUGGAAGUCACAGGUCCAGAUGUUAAACUCGGAAAAGGAGAGAUGAACUUACCGAGUGUUGAAGUGAAAGGUAGACUUAAAGGACCACAAGGAGGCACUUCAGAUGUGGACGCAGAAGCUGAUUUGCACAGUGAAGGAGAGCAUAGAGUUCUGAAACUAAAAAUGCCAACAAUAGACAUCAAAAGUCCAAAAGCAGAUCUGGAGCUUGAUAUAGGACUUCCCAGAGGAGAGGGGAAAAGGGACAAGAAAAAGGAAGAGCUACCUGCCGUGGAUCUGAACACAUCAGGAGCCAGCGGUAAAGUAAAGGGUCUGAAAGUCAAAGGAAAAAAAUUCAAGAUUGGAAAAGGAAAGAAAAAAACUGGUGGAGAUGGAUCAACAGAAGCAAAACCAGGCAGCGAAGAAGAAUCAGGUGGCCAAGUCAAACAUAAUGGACAUACAGAUGACAAAAAUCGGGUUAACAUCCCAACACCUGAGGUUAUGCUACCAAGUGUUGGUUUGAAAACAGGAACAGGAGGAGAGGGAGGUCACUCAUCUUCCAGUGCAGAGAUCAAAGUCCCCAGGAUACCAGACAUAGAGUUUGACAUCGGUACAUCACAAGAUGAAGAUGAUGACCAAACAGAAAAAGACAAGAAAAUCAAAAUCCCCAAGUUUGGUGUCGCAUUACCCUCCAUCUCUUCUCCUGAGAGAAGGAUGAAUGUCUACGGGCCAGAAAUUCAGUAUGAGGGCCCGAAAAUGCCCAAAGUAAAGAAAGCUGUGUUUGUCCUGGUAAAUCCUCCCGAAGCAGAUGAAGCUGCUGCAAACAAAGGCAACCAGAAGGAGGAAGCAAAAGCUGAAGCUGAGACAGAGGAUGUCAAAGUGAAGAUACCCAAAAUCAAAAUGAAGCCAAGUUUUGGUAAAUCCAAAGACAAAUCAGCUGCAGUGAGUGGAGAAAAAGAAGGAGAGGAUGAGGAGAAGUCAAAGGGAGGGAAGAUAAAAAUGCCCAAAGUCUCAUUUUCUUCUGGAAAAUCAGGGUCGUUUGAUGUUAGUGUCAAAGGCGACAGUCCGAGUUCAAGUCUCAACGGAGAAAAAUAUGCAAGUCCAACCAAGGGCUCAAAGGAUGAUAAAGGGACAUUCAGCAGUAAAAUCAAAUUUCCAAAGGUCGAGUUAACCAGUCCAUACGGCAAGAUGGCUGCAGAGGAGGAGGUCACAGGAACAAGCACAAAAACUGGAAAGGAUUCAUCACCGAGAGUGGAGAGAGGAGACGUCAAAAUCAAACCAGGCAAAGUGCUGGUUGCAGGCUCCACGACAGAUUCCUCCAAGCAUGUGGUGUCGUCUCAUGCCAGGACAGAAAUGCUGGACAGGGACAGCUCAGAGUCCCCUGAUGUUUUUAGCACCGAGUUCAGUUCAACAAAGGUUCAGAUGUGGGGCGAGAUGGAGAGCAUGAGCAGAGAGACUGAAGAAAGAGAGUCUUCUCCCUGGUUCAAGGUCCCAAAGCUCACACUGAAGCCUCACUCCUCAGGCUUUCUCCAGAUAACCCCGGAGGGCUCUCCUCAGGCCCAGCGGCGGGGCGAGGUGGGAGGCGAGGUCGACGUCUCGGGGUCUUUCUGUCUUCACACCUCCGGGCUCGACUUCGCCACCCAGAAAAUGUCUGAGGAGCACCACACCUCCUCCACGGAGGAGGGAACUGUCACCAUGGUGACCAAGACUACCAGAAUCACCCGUCACCUGGUUACCAGUGAAACGCGAACAGGUGAAUCUUCAACUACUUCAACAACAACCCGCCAGGUUUUGGACUUCGACUACUGAGGAUGCUGUACUGAUAACUUUAAUGUGUUUUGAUUUGUUUGUUGUAUUUUAUUUUGUUUGUGUGUUUUUUUGUUUUCAUUCUGCUGAGGUUGCAGUGUUCUUGUAAACUCAGCCUUCAGUGUGGCAAACCUCCAUUUAAUAAGUCUAAUUUUAUAUUCUAACCGGCUGUAUCAACCAGCAUUACUGUCAUUAUUACAGCAACAGAGUAAUAUAUAUAAACUUUUUUUUUAUUUUACAUGUUUUUGUUACUGUAUUUUGAGUUUUGUUUUAUUCAAAUUAUUUAUCCAGUUUGGUUUUAAGAAUUUCUUUUUGAAUGUGAACAUGUCAGGUUGCUUUAUCAUCUAUUUAUUCGUUUGUUUAUUCGAGAUUUGCUGGAGUUAGUUGCUUACAUCACUAUAAUGGACUAGUUUAUGAUUUAUAACAUAGUACAGGCCACAGUAAUACUUAUGUAAAUAUAUCCAUAUUAUUUUUGGAGAAGUUUCCCUUCAAUCCAAAAUGUAAUUAUUUUCAUAUUCAUCCAAGUCAGGAGGAGAAAUAAUAUUUUUGUGUGAGCUUUUUGAUAUUCUAGCAUAUUCUAAUUUUCUGCCAUAGAUUUAUAUGAAAGGCAUUUAGCUGCUGUUGUUUCCCAGCACUGACACAGUGACAAGUUCUUUUUUUUCUGCUGUGGGGAUCAAACCUGUGACCUUCUGGAUGCAGAUUGCUCUCAAACAUUUUGGCCGACAUGCUGCUAAUCCAUUACAUUUUCAUGUAUUUGCUGUCUGAAAAGUUCACCACUGUAUAUUUUGUGGAUGAAUAGCUUCAGUUUCCAGAUACACCAGAGUGCUGCUGUUAUUUUUAAAGCUUGAUUGCAAACUUGUGAAUUUUAAAAUAUAUGAAACAUCAGCAUCUGCCAGAAAUUUGGGGGAUCAAAAUUGGAAAGUCUGCCGAUUCUAGAAAUGAAACCGCCAAAUUUAGUUUCUGUAAGGCUGCUGCAAUGAGACUAGUAAAGGAGUGGCGAGCCUUCAUCAUGUUCAAAAGCCAGAUGAGUUACAAAACAUUGAUUAAAAAGGGAGAAUCAAGACUUGAUAUCUUUUGAUUGAAGUGCAUCACAUAAGCUGAUGUUAAGUUAAACUACUUUGAAAAAUAUACACAAAAUAAUAAAGUAUUUACAUUAAGUGCAUACACCCUUUAAUUUUUUAAAAGUUAUGUGUUUUAAAGUAAAAAUGUCUUUGAGAUGGAAGGAAAGAAGCAUUGUGCUGCUGAUUAGAUAUGUGCCCCUUUAUUGACACAUUAAAUUUUCAAAUGUAGAACUCAUCGAGAACAACUUGUAACACGUUUGGCAUAAAAUGAAAAAUGACUGUCUUGAUUUUUUUUUCUUCUUCUUUUUUCUUCAAGUGGUUGUAAAACAUUUCAGAAUGAGCAUCUUCAUUUUUAUUUUACUUGGUUUACUUUGCUUGGUUUGUAGAUUGAACGAAACUGUGUGAUGAAAAUGCACGAAGAAGUACAGAUAAAUCCCCUCCCUUUAACACUUUUACUGUUUUGCAGCUGGGAAAUAGAAAAAAUUGACAAAGUAACACACUGAGUGGUAUCUACUGUAUGUGUAUAGAGAUUUUUUUUCUUUCUGGUUUAAGUCUUUGCGUUUCUUUAGACUUUAAGGGUUUAAGUGCCAAGUAUUUUGUCAGAGCUGCAUUGGAAGGAAUGUUGUUUAAGAUGUUACAUAAAUAAAAUAAGAUCCACAC
Molecule: messenger RNA, 14230 nt
Organism: Melanotaenia boesemani (Boeseman's rainbowfish)
Lineage: Eukaryota; Metazoa; Chordata; Actinopteri; Atheriniformes; Melanotaeniidae
Gene: prx
Product: periaxin
Exons: 9
Coding region: 291-12512 (4073 amino acids)
Biological process (GO): regulation of RNA splicing
Cellular component (GO): cytoplasm; nucleus
Molecular function (GO): protein binding
Source: RefSeq, a predicted model, not a curated record